This is a messenger RNA of Brassica oleracea var. oleracea, 1253 nucleotides long. Its product is annotated as OTU domain-containing protein DDB_G0284757-like. Gene Ontology annotation, molecular function: cysteine-type deubiquitinase activity. The coding region runs from base 321 to 1079 and encodes 252 amino acids. The transcript has 10 exons. Gene Ontology annotation, biological process: protein deubiquitination. The record is from RefSeq and is a predicted model, not a curated record. NCBI's taxonomy places the organism in Eukaryota, Viridiplantae, Streptophyta, Magnoliopsida, Brassicales, Brassicaceae.
AGUUUGCAACUCAGCACAAACAAAAGUUUUGACUUUUUCUUUGACCGCCAAAGAAGACGAAAACGAGAGUCUUUGACAAAAUCACGAAGAAAAACGAAUCCUUUUUGUUUCUUCUGCACAGAAUCUUCAUUUUAGCUUUUCUUCUUCUUCCUCUGCUUCUCUCUCUCUCUCUCUUUCUGAAGGUUUCUUUUUUUUUUUUUUUUCCCGCGAUUCCUCUUCCCUCUUGCUUUGUGUGAUCGACUUUGGAGCCGAGUAUAUCUGUCCGCCUAGGUUUCUCUUUUUUGGUUUGUGUGUGUUUUAGCAUAGAAUCCAAUCUACCAAUGGAUUAUGAACACAAUACGAAUCCAUUUGCAAGGGCAAGUGGAAGUGAAAGAGCAGGGGGAAGUACAAGUGCGAGUUCCAGCUCCAGUUUUAGCAGCAGCGUGGCGGAUACAGAUGAUGACCAAACCAUUGCGCGUAUGUUAGCUGAAGAUGAGAGCUUAAGAAGAGAGGGCAUGCUUGGGAAGAGACUCUCUCAUUUAGAUUCUAUCCCUCACACUCCUCGGAUUAACACUAAAAUACCCGAUAUAAAUGAUGCAACAUUAGACCAUGACCUCCUCUCUGUGAGGUUGGCCACAUAUGGAUUAGCUGAGCUACAGAUGGAGGGGGAUGGAAAUUGCCAGUUCCGAGCUCUGGCAGACCAGCUUUUCGGCAAUCCAGAUUACCAUAAGCAUGUUAGGAAGCAUAUUGUAAAGCAGUUGAAAGAGCAACGAAAGUUAUACGAAGGAUAUGUGCCGAUGAAAUACAGACACUACACCAGGAAGAUGAAAAAAUCGGGUGAAUGGGGAGAUCACGUUACUCUUCAAGCUGCUGCAGAUCGUCAUAACUGUAGUUCGAAGCCAAGAUCUGCUUACUCACAUCAUUUCGGGAACAAUCCUACAUCGAGAUACUUCCUCAUAACAAGAACCCUCUUCGUGAGGCUUGGCUUAGCUUCUGGAGCGAAGUGCAUUACAAUUCUCUAUACUCUAGUGGAGAUGUUCCCACAAGAAAACCUAGGAGGAAGCACUGGCUCUUCUAGGAUUGGAUCCAGAUUCGUAUAAUCCAUACAUGUAUGUAUGUAUGUAUGUAUGUAUGUAUUCUUUCUUCAGAUUGUUGUGUAAACUUGGUACUUACCUCACUCUAUGUUAACAUGCUUUUAUCAUUGGUUCCCCACUCAUCACUUUCAUUGUAAAAGAACAAGUAAAGGUAGGUAUGUUAUUUAUUUAAUCUUGACA